Messenger RNA from Symbiodinium sp. CCMP2592, 2772 nucleotides. NCBI's taxonomy places the organism in Eukaryota, Dinophyceae, Suessiales, Symbiodiniaceae. The record is from the annotation of a GenBank genome assembly.
AUGAUUAUGCACGUCGAGCAGGAAAUCAAAGGCGAUGACACUCCAGUUUUGCAGAGUGUGCUGCAGGCUGACCAGGAGCGCGAGUGGCUGCUCAAGGUCGAGCAGGAGUUGCUCGAAAAGGAGGACGACGGGAGCGGCCAGGAGCCGAAGGUGGGCGGUGUUGGAUUGAUGGAGGUUUACGAAAGGUUGGAAGAGCUGGGGAAUGACGAUGCCGAGGCUCGAGCGGCUGUAAUCUUGGCCGGGCUUGGCUUCUCGGGGGAGGACCAGCAGCGACCGACCAAAGAGUUCAGCGGGGGCUGGCGCAUGCGAAUUGCACUGGCGCAAUCGCUUUUUGUGCAGCCAGACUUGCUCCUCUUGGACGAGCCGACGAACCACUUGGACGUCCACGCGGUGACCUGGCUCGAGGAAUUUUUGAAGACCUGGGAGAAGACCGUCGUGGUCGUUUCUCAUGAUAGGUGCUUCUUGAACAAUACUACAUCCAACACAGUCUUUCUGCACCGCAAGAGGUUAUGGUACUAUGGUGGUAAUUACGAGACGUUCCUUCGAGUCCGAGCAGAGCAGCGGACAAAUCAGGAGGCUAUUGCGCAGCAGCAGCAAAGGAAAGUAGCGAACCUGAAGCAGUUCAUUCAACGCUUCGGGCAAGGCCACAAAAAGAUGGCCAAGCAGGCAUCGCUUCGAGCUUGGGCAGACCGCCCUCUUAUGACACGGAUUGACUUGGGCCACGACGCCUUGUCCAGCACGUACGCAGACUUCCACAGCGAAAUGAGCCGGGCACCGCGCCUGUGGCGAAUCCGGCCCGUGCUGGCUCUUACGUCUGUGGCUGCGGCGCCGCUUGUUGUCCGUCGAUUUGACAGGUCUUUCGCUGCUCGCUGCGAGAAUCGCGCUGAGCAGUCGCUGGACCAAUUCUUGAAGAGCAGCAAGGCACAGCAGUGGAUCGAGCUCAACAGCGACAAGUCACAAAGCUGUUUAGUCAACACUGACUCUGUGGACUGGAUUGAGACCGCAGCGGGUGGGGUUCGGCGCAAGAUGAUAGAAAGGAUUGGUGGAGAAGUGGCUAGAGCCACAACCGUCGUCAACUUUCAGCCCAAUGCUUCCUUCCCCGCGCAUGUGCAUAGGGGCGGAGAGGAGUUUCUGGUGUUACAGGGCGAUUGGUACGACGACUGGGCCACUCAGCCGGCCUACACGUAUGUCCGCAACUACAUCGGCUCCAAGCAUACGCCCCGCAUUGGGCCGAAAGGCUGCACCAUCUUGGUCAAGCUCUGCCAGAUGUCCGAGCAGCACAAGGAGCCCGAUCACUCCCAGUGGGAUAUUUCCGAGUCCAACAGAAGCUGGAGGGCUUGCUCCUCGAUCCGUGGUCGACAGCUGCUGAAUGUUUUCGAGUCUCCUCUAGAGGAGGUCCACUUCGAGCGUUGGCAGCCCAAUCAAUCAGGUUACGUUGAUAUUCCGGAGACCGGUGAGGAGGUCUUCGUGAUCGAGGGCUCGUUUGCCGAUGAGUUGGGCGAGCACCGCGCAUGGUCCUGGAGCCGAAAUGCUGGCGACAGGCCGCGCCUGAAGCGCACCUCCGGCCCACAGGACCGGAUUCAGAGAAGCGGGAUGAGCAGGUAUGACCAGAAUGUAGAUCCAGUCAAGAGCCCCUACGUACUGGACAUGUUCCACAGUGGGGCGGCCAUUUGUCAGGGCUGUCUGCUCUACGUGAAAUCGCGGCACCUGAGAUCGCCCGAGGCCCUUGGCCGGGCGCAGCUUUCAAAGCCUCGAUCCAUGUCGAGUCGUGACGUGGAGAGCCUUCUGCUGUCAGGUGGAUAUCGCCGCGAUGCAGACUCCUGCGUCCUCAUGAUGUCAUCGCAGAUCAGGAUGUUUGCACAGCCUAGCAGCGUGAGUAGCAUUGAUAGCAUUACGCUCCGGUGCUUGACCCGUGGCAAAAAGGCACAAAGCCGAAUGAAGAUGCUGACCAAGCUGCAAGAAGAAGCAGUGGCUGUAGACUAUGACGAUCCGUACCUGCAGCUGGACUUUCCAGCCGCCUCCUCUUUGCCACCUCCAUGUAUCUCGGUCAUCGAAGCUGCAUUCGGCUAUACGCCGGACCGAAUACUCUACGAGAACCUCGACUUCGGGGUGGACUGUGACUCCCGGGUCGCAAUUGUAGGGCCGAACGGUGCAGGUAAGUCCACCUUCCUCAAGCUGCUGGAUGGUUCGCUGGAGCCAACCCACGGCUUUGUCAGGAGACAUGCCAAGCUCCAGUUGGCAAGGUUCACGCAGCAUCAUAUCGAGAUGAUGGAUCCAGAUUCUGAUGCUGUGACUCACAUGCGCAAGCUCGGAGCUGGUGGUAUCAAGGAGGAUGGGACCAGCGAGGUCACCAUCGAGGAGGCACGAAAAUACCUGGGCCGUUUCGGCCUGCACGGCGACCUUGCCCUCCAGCCGGUGAAGUUCCUGAGCGGCGGCCAAAAGAGUCGCUUAGCCUUCGCGGAGCUUGCCUGGUCUGCUCCUCACAUCAUGCUCCUGGACGAGCCGACGAACCAUUUGGACCUCGAAACAAUCGAGGGCCUUGCAAUGGCACUGAACAAAUUCGAGGGAGGCGUGGUUCUCGUCAGUCACGACGAUCGACUACUCUCCAUGGUUGCAGAUGAGCUCUGGGUAGUGACUCCGGGCAAGUCGAAGGAUGUGCCUGGAAGGGUCACCGUGUUUGAAGGAUCCUUCGAGGAGUACCGGGAAAUGCUUCGCAAUGAUUUCAUUCAGAAAAAUCUCACAAGUGGCGGCCGCAUCAAGCGAGCAUCGUGA